GAGGCAGGGGUCAGCUGAAAGACAAAGAAAAAUGGCGAAUAGUUUGUUGGCAGGGCAGCUGUUCGGUUUUGUACCCCAGUGGACACUCCAGGAACCUUUUCCUGCAUCUUCUGCUGCCUUUGUGUCUUCUUUCUCCACCUUUGUUUUGCUGUGUGGAGGAGGGCUAGGAAUGACUUAAUUAGCUCUGUCACAGGAGAGACAUAAGUAACUGCACAUAACAUUUAAUGCGACCCCUGUUACCAUAAUGUCCACGGAUGGGGGCUUUGCAGGAGGCAACAGCGAUGCCCAGCAGUGCCUUCAGUCUUUCUGGCCUCGGGUCAUGGAGGAGAUCCGAAACCUCACAGUGAAAGACUUCCGAGUUCAGGAGCUUCCUUUGGCACGCAUUAAGAAGAUCAUGAAACUAGAUGAGGACGUGAAGAUGAUCAGUGCAGAAGCACCUGUUUUAUUUGCCAAGGCUGCUCAGAUAUUCAUCACAGAGUUGACACUACGGGCCUGGAUACACACAGAGGAUAACAAGCGCAGGACCUUACAGAGAAAUGACAUCGCCAUGGCCAUCACUAAAUUUGACCAGUUCGACUUCCUCAUCGACAUCGUUCCAAGAGAUGAACUGAAGCCUCCGAAGCGCCAGGAGGAAGUGCGCCAGGCUGUGACCCCAGCGGAGCCCGUCCAGUACUACUUCACCCUGGCGCAGCAGCCUGCGGCGGUCCAGGUCCAAGGGCAACAGACGGGGCAGCAGACCACCACAGCCGCCACCACCACCCUCCAGCCCGGCCAGAUCAUCAUCGCGCAGCCUCAGCAAGGACAGACCACUCCGGUAACAAUGCAGGUUGGCGAAGGGCAACAGGUCCAGAUCGUCCAGGCGCAGCCGCAAGGGCAGGCGCAGCCGGCGCAGAGCGGAACGGGUCAGACCAUGCAGGUCAUGCAGCAGAUCAUCACCAACACGGGCGAAAUCCAGCAAAUACCGGUUCAGCUGAACGCCGGACAGCUGCAGUACAUCCGCUUAGCUCAGCCCGUGUCCGGCACGCAGGUGGUCCAAGGCCAGAUCCAGACGCUCACAGCCAAUACUCAGCAGAUUGCACAGACAGAAGUUCAACAGGGACAGCAGCAGUUCAGCCAGUUUACAGAUGGACAGCAACUCUAUCAGAUCCAGCAAGUCACCAUGCCUGCCGGCCAGGACAUCACGCAGCCCAUGUUCAUUCAGUCCGCCAGCCAGAAUACAGACGGACAGGCACCGCAGGUGACAGGAGACUGACCUGGCGCCGCUGAGAGGCUUCUUGACCUGACAGAAGGCACCCCAGCUGGGAUCGAUGUGCUGCCCACCGGAUCCAGAGGUCCUCCUCCUUCUUGCCUUCCACCUUUCCCUUCCCCAGUAUAUACCUUCGUUUGCUGUUAAGGCCCCCACCGGCUGUGAUCUGCGUUGUGUUUUAUGAACCGUUUGAUCUGAUGGAAGGAAAUACUCAACAAACUGGCACCGAUGCAAUAUAUUUUUUUUGUGAAGCUGCAAAUCCUGUAUUAACUGAACAAUUUCUGCCUACGUUGACAAUUUUUUAUAGGACUCUCGUCCAGCCUUUUGGCUGUUCAUCCUUUCUUCAGUGGUCCAGCAUCUUUCGUUUCACCCCUCCUGCUUCCCUGUUCAUUGGACUUCAGCCUCCAGGAUUUUCAUCCUGUUAUCAUCCCUGCUCUAGUAUUAGAUGGACCUAUAGCUGUGUUAUAAUUGUCAGAAAGUGUGUGUGUGUGUGUGUGUGUGUGUGAGAGAGAGAUUCUUAAAAAUUUCCCAUAUUUCAUGACUGCUGUUCCGCAGCUUCCAAGGAUAUAAUAAUUGAAGGGGAAAAACACCAGCUGCUCCUGUCUUAAACUCAACUUCUAAAGGCUUUAAACUUGGCCUUAAAACUAUUUUGCAAAUGCUUUAAAGAACUCCGAUGCUCAAACAUGACUUAUUGGUUAAUGGUAUGACAUUUGUAAAAACCUGUAUGAAAUUUGGUCAAUGCAUGUGUUUAAAAGCUGCAUGAAAUGCAAUAAACUUUUUCCUUUUUUUUUCCUAU
Pogona vitticeps (central bearded dragon) is the source of this 2042-nucleotide messenger RNA. It is a transcript of the gene NFYC, whose product is annotated as nuclear transcription factor Y subunit gamma. Gene Ontology annotation, cellular component: CCAAT-binding factor complex; nucleus. Gene Ontology annotation, biological process: regulation of transcription by RNA polymerase II. NCBI's taxonomy places the organism in Eukaryota, Metazoa, Chordata, Lepidosauria, Squamata, Agamidae. Gene Ontology annotation, molecular function: DNA-binding transcription activator activity, RNA polymerase II-specific; RNA polymerase II cis-regulatory region sequence-specific DNA binding; protein heterodimerization activity. The record is from RefSeq and is a predicted model, not a curated record.